Molecule: messenger RNA, 1062 nt
Organism: Aspergillus chevalieri
Lineage: Eukaryota; Fungi; Ascomycota; Eurotiomycetes; Eurotiales; Aspergillaceae
Gene: VPS26
Product: vacuolar protein sorting-associated protein 26
Exons: 5
Coding region: 1-1062 (353 amino acids)
Biological process (GO): retrograde transport, endosome to Golgi; intracellular protein transport
Cellular component (GO): endosome; retromer complex
Source: RefSeq, a predicted model, not a curated record
AUGACUUCCCUCUUCUUCUCCACCCCCGUCGAUAUCGACGUCGUUCUCGAAGAUAGCGAUGAGCGCCAGACGGUCGAUGUCAAACUCGACAAGGGCCGUCGGGAAAGGGCCCCGCUGUAUAUGGAUGGAGAGUCUGUCAAGGGUGCUGUUACUGUUAGACCCAAGGAUGGGAAACGUUUAGAGCAUACGGGGAUCAAGGUGCAGUUCAUCGGAACGAUUGAGAUGUUCUACGACCGCGGAAACCACUAUGAAUUCCUCUCCCUCGUCCAAGAACUCGCAGCUCCCGGCGAACUUCAGCACCCCCAGACCUUCCCCUUCAACUUCAAGAACGUCGAGAAGCAAUACGAGUCCUACAAUGGCAUCAACGUGAAGCUCCGGUAUUUCGUGCGCGUCACUGUUUCCCGCCGGAUGGCCGAUGUCGUGCGCGAGAAGGAUCUCUGGGUCUAUUCCUACCGCAUGCCGCCAGAGAACAACAGCCCGAUCAAGAUGGAUGUUGGUAUCGAGGAUUGUCUGCACAUUGAGUUUGAGUACUCAAAGUCGAAAUACCACCUCAAGGAUGUCAUUGUCGGGCGUAUCUAUUUCUUGCUUGUGCGGUUGAAGAUCAAGCAUAUGGAGCUGUCUAUCAUUCGGAGAGAGACAACCGGAUCUCCGCCCAAUCAAUAUAAUGAGAGUGAGACGCUGGUUCGCUUUGAGAUUAUGGAUGGUUCGCCUUCACGGGGAGAAACCAUUCCUAUCCGUCUGUUCCUUGGCGGUUUUGAUUUGACACCUACCUUCCGUGACGUCAACAAGAAGUACUCGACACGUUAUUACCUCAGUCUGGUUCUCAUUGAUGAAGAUGCUCGUCGGUACUUCAAGCAAUCCGAAAUUACUCUCUACCGUCAGGCUCCCGAGAUUGCUGCUACCCCUCAGAUCGCCCAGCAGCAACAAAUUCAGCAGCAGCAGAUCCAGCAGCAACAGCAGCCUCUGCCGCCCGGUUCGGCCACUGCUGGACCCGGAAGGGGCGAAGCUCAUCAGCAACAGCAGCAGCAGCAGCAGCGAACUGCCCCUCCUCCGGCAGCUUAG